Molecule: messenger RNA, 453 nt
Organism: Sphenostylis stenocarpa
Lineage: Eukaryota; Viridiplantae; Streptophyta; Magnoliopsida; Fabales; Fabaceae
Source: the annotation of a GenBank genome assembly
AUGGACAAAAUCCAUUCCCACAGGCAGGUAGCUGCUAUCAAACACUCCCUCUUUGAUCAGGGAUAUUUGGAUGAGCAAUUUAUCCAACUGGAAGAAUUGCAGGAUGAUGCAAAUCCUAACUUCGUUGAGGAAAUUGUCACUCUCUACUACCGUGAUUCCUCGAGGCUUAUCUCAAACUUGGACCACACACUGGAAAGGAACCCUCUGGAUUUCAACAAGCUGGACACACUUAUGCACCAGUUUAAAGGAAGCAGCUCAAGCAUUGGAGCUAAAAGGGUGAAAGCAGAAUGCACUCUGUUUAGGGAAUAUUGCAGGGCAAGAAAUGGAGAAGGAUGCAGGAGGAGCUUCCAACAAAUGAAGAAGGAAUAUGCAACACUGAGAAAGAAACUUGAAACAUAUUUUCAGCUGGCUAGGCAAGCUGGGCCCCUGGAGACAGCAUACAGGCCCAAGUAA